CUGCCGCUUGACGCACUCUGGAGAGUUGACAAGUAGACAAGUAGGGGCCCCCUUAUCACUCAUGCGAGGUGUGGUUUUCGGUUUACAAAAUUCUGUUCGAGUUAAAACCGCUUUUUCUAAUUGUUAAGAAACCUAGAUACAAUGGCCGGACGCCUUCCUGCGUGUGUUAUUGAUGUUGGGACCGGGUACACAAAGCUUGGCUUUGCGGCUAACAAGGAACCUCAAUUCAUCAUACCAUCUGCAAUCGCAAUUAAAGAAACUGCUAAAGUUGGGGACAACUCAGCUAGGCGUGUGACCAAAGGGGUUGAGGAUUUGGAUUUUUACAUCGGAGAUGAAGCUUUCGAUGCUACAGGAUAUGCUGUCAAAUACCCAGUCAGACAUGGCCUGGUGGAAGAUUGGGACUUAAUGGAGAGAUUCCUGGAACAGUGUAUCUUCAAAUAUCUAAGAGCUGAGCCAGAAGAUCAUUAUUUUCUGCUGACUGAACCGCCGCUCAAUACACCUGAGAACAGGGAAUACACAGCUGAAAUAAUGUUUGAAUCAUUCAAUGUACCUGGUUUAUAUAUCGCAGUGCAAGCCGUUUUAGCCUUGGCUGCCUCAUGGGCUUCUAGGAAUAUUGAGGACAGAAUAUUAACAGGGAUUGUUGUAGAUAGUGGGGAUGGUGUCACUCACGUUAUUCCUGUGGCAGAAGGAUAUGUGAUCGGGAGUUGCAUCAAACACAUUCCUAUCGCUGGGCGAAAUAUCACUUAUUUUAUCCAGAGUCUUUUAAGGGAACGUGAGAUCGGAAUACCACCAGAACAGUCUUUGGAAACUGCCAAGGCCAUAAAAGAGCGAUUUUGCUACAUCUGUCCCGAUAUUGCUAAAGAAUUUGCAAAGUACGACAGCGAUCCUACCAAGUGGCUCAAACGAUUCGAAGGGAUAAACAGCAUUACAAAACAGGCUUUUGGAGUUGAUAUUGGAUAUGAAAGAUUUUUAGGACCAGAAAUAUUUUUUCAUCCAGAGUUUUCUAACCCAGAUUUCACAACGCCAUUGAGCGAAAUUGUGGACAAUGUGAUUCAAAACUGUCCCAUUGACGUGAGACGACCAUUAUAUCAUAAUAUCGUUCUUUCGGGAGGCUCAACUAUGUUCAGAGACUUUGGAAGACGCCUACAGCGCGAUAUAAAAAGAACUGUAGAUGCCAGACUGAGAGUUAGUGAAACUCUCAGUGGUGGACAUAUUAAGCCAAAGCCAAUAGAUGUUAACGUGAUAUCGCAUCACAUGCAACGUUGUGCCGUCUGGUUUGGGGGAUCCAUGUUAGCAAGUACUCCAGAGUUUUAUCAAGUUUGUCAUACGAAAGCAGAUUAUCAAGAAUACGGGCCAGGAAUUUGUCGUCACAAUCCAGUAUUUGGUGCUAUGACAUAAUUGGACCAGGAUUAGCGAGGUAAUGUGAUAAUUAAUAACCGUCGGUUGAAAUAUGAGAAAACAGAGAACUUAAUUGGUUCCUGUUUGUAUCAUUUUUACAAAUCUGAUGACGGUAUAAGAGUUUAUCCCAGGUUAGAUUAUUGACAUUGAACUGUAACUAAAACUCUGCUCAUUCAUCUCGAUUCCCAAUGUAUUUCAACCUUACCUUGGUUUUAAUAAUUCAUGAAUGAAAUCCAGACAGAGAUUUCGAAUAUGUACCCUCCAUUGAAACACUACGUGUAAUUCAGUGAGGUAGGUUAUUUCUUCCGAUAUAUUUUAAAGUAAAACAUGCUGAUAUCAAUCGUAUAGGUAUGUAAAUGGCAUGUCAUUAAAGUUUUCAUAACAGUUGAAAUUAUUAAUUAAAUAUGUACACAGAACUAAGGAAAGAAUGCAGAAUAAUUGUAUAGAGAAUUCACAUACAGAAAGGUAUGUUGAAAAAUAUUAAUAAAAAAUCUUUUUCAAUUA
Athalia rosae (coleseed sawfly) is the source of this 1902-nucleotide messenger RNA. It is a transcript of the gene Arp3, whose product is annotated as actin-related protein 3. The transcript has 6 exons. Lineage: Eukaryota; Metazoa; Arthropoda; Insecta; Hymenoptera; Athaliidae. Gene Ontology annotation, molecular function: actin filament binding. Gene Ontology annotation, biological process: Arp2/3 complex-mediated actin nucleation. Bases 142 to 1398 code for a protein of 418 amino acids. The record is from RefSeq and is a predicted model, not a curated record. Gene Ontology annotation, cellular component: actin cortical patch; Arp2/3 protein complex.